Messenger RNA from Microcebus murinus (gray mouse lemur), 1910 nucleotides. NCBI's taxonomy places the organism in Eukaryota, Metazoa, Chordata, Mammalia, Primates, Cheirogaleidae. The record is from RefSeq and is a predicted model, not a curated record.
CCCGUGCAGGCGCCCAAGCUGCGCUGCCUGAGGUGCAUCCACCCGGUAGUGGGCGUAGAGAUCCCGACUCCUCAGCUAGCACGAGAGAGCGGCCCGGACGGCUGUUUUUUCCGUUGCCAUCGGUGAGCAUGCGCAGUGGUGCUUAGCGGCUUGGCCUGGCGCCCCUGGCGGUUAACUUGGGGUAGGAGACUGGAAGCUGCGGUUUUUUAUUGGAGCUUGUGGCCAGACCUGAUUUCUUGCCUGGAUUGGGCUGGGAGGCGGACAAAGGCGGGUUGGGAGGGGGAGCAGAGUAGCUGAGGUGUCCAGAGUCCACAGCCAGCGUCAUGAAGAACUUCUUUGCCUUCGGGAGGAAGGAGGGCAAGGGCGAGUCGUCCUCCUUUGACAGCAUGUGGAAGACCCUGGUGGGUGCCACGGAUGAGGUUCCUCAGAAGGCCUACUCGAAGACCUGGUACAAGACCCACCCGGCAGACCUCAAGCCGAUCCACAGAGCUGCCUGCCAGGGUGAUGUGGAGAAAGUGAAGCGUUUGCUUUCGGAGGAACCCUGGAUCCUGAAUGAUAAAGAUUUUGUGCGCAGGACUGCUCUACAUUUGGCCUGUGCCAAUGGCCAUGCAGAAGUGGUAAGACUCCUGGUAGACAACAAGUGCCAACUUAACAGGCAUGACAACAAAAAGAGGACAGCUCUGAUAAAGGCCGUCCAAUGCCAGGAGGAGGAAUGUGUGACUGUUCUGCUGGAAGAUGGUGCCGAUCCAAACGUUCACGAUCUCUAUGGCAACACUGCUCUUCACUAUGCUGCCUAUCACCAGAACAUAGCAAUAGCAGAAAAACUGCUUUCACACGGUGCAUUUAUUGACCCAAAAAACAAGAGUCACCUCACACCACUUUUACUUGCUGUAAGUGAAAAAAGAGAGGAAAUGGUGGAGUUUUUAGUAAAGGCUGGAGCAAACAUAAAUGCAGUUGAUAAGUUGAAAAGAAAUGCUCUCAUGCUUGCGGCAGACUCUGAGUCAUCACGUAUAGUCAGUCUUCUUCAGCAAAGUGGUGAUGUCUCUUCUGAAGUUCUCUUAGAACAGGCUGCAGAAGAUCAUGACAUUGCUAGUGGUUUUAAUAGCAUUCCGCCAAAAAUAUCAGAACAUAAAGAAGAAAAGAUUCUGGAAAAUCCUUCUCAAAUUAGCAAUCCAGUGGAUGAGAUUACUGAAGACCCCGUGUUCAGGAUUUCCAUCAAACCGGGUAUUGAUGAUUUUUGGCCUGAGUCAUUUGUUGGACAUUUCGAUGUUGAUACCAAGAAUGUUCCACAAACAGGGGUAACAAAGCCAAUGACUGCUUCUCAGCAACCCAUGAAAAUCAUAGAAACCAAAUGUACUGUGAGAACAGAAAUUGGAACCAUGUUUGAGGACAGUAUUUCUAAUCAUCCACAUGUGGUUCAAAGCCUUCCAACAACAUCAGUCAAAAUGCAGGGCUUUCAUAAUCCUUCCAUUCAAUCACCUGGCCCUCGUCUGAAAGCUUCCUUCAAGUCUUCAACUAAGCCAGGUCUUACAGAGGAGCUCAUCACUUGUCCCCAAGUCCCCAUCAGAAUAAUGAGGACAAGAGGUAUGAGGAGCAGGAAAGAGAGAUUUAGCAAUUUGCCAGUAAACAAGGAUGGAGACUCCUGUCUAAAAUGCCGUCAUCCCAAUCAUAAGGGGAAAUACAGAGUUUUUCAAUGGAGGGUUUUUAGCUUCAGGCAAUUGCUGUUCAACUACAGUUGAUGAUUCUGAUUCUUCCCAUCUCUAGGGAAGAUAAUCUCUAUGAGUUCCCCCUAGACCUCUGCCUGUCUGGACCCCGCCUCAGUUGGGCAGUUCUGCUGAGCCAUCUCCUGUAGUACAAAGAACAAAAGACACUCCCUGCCUCUCCCAACCACUGGCCAGAGGCAGGGAUGU